UUAGCGCUAGUCCCUCUCAGUCCAUGUCGAGCAGAAAUAAAUCAAAUGGAAAACUACGUUUUGCAACUGAAUAAUGUCGCCGAAAAUAAGAUGUCUAAGAAAAGCGUCGCUGAAGAGUUGACAUUGGUCACACCACACUGGAAGUCAUCGAACGUCGAGGAGUUCUUUUAAACCAAAGUUGUACUGCCAGAGCUUAGUAAUCAAUUUUACAACUUAACUUCAGUUUCUCUCUAAAGGUGAGAUCGUUACCAGCCAGACGUGCUGAAAAGGCGAUUUUGUUAUCAGGAUAAAUUUUAAGGGUCUUAGUCAGUUUUCUCUUUGGGAAAUUUAUGAAAUAGCCUUUUUUUAAACUGUAGUUUUCACUCCUCAAAGGAUUCAACCACUGGUUUCUUAGUUCAGUUUUGAGUUGCAUCGUAGUAACUGAACACGCUUCCUAACCCCUACCAUUUAUAAAGCAGUCAAGUCCCAAACUUUAGUUACUUAGGAGGAAAGAAUAACAGUUUUUAUUUUACUUUCUCUCCACUGAGUGUUAGGUCUGAUAUAGCCCAAAGACUUUGAAAUUCCGUCACAUCACUACAACCUUAGCUACAUUUUAUUGAAAAUACGCUUCAUUUCUCAAGUAGGUAUCAUUAGUAUUAUUAGUUUUCAGUAAACCUGGUGAAAUACCCCGGCUCAUUUCUCUUCUUUUGCAAGUCAUCAUUAUUCUAGAAAAAUUCUAUAAAGGGGCUGUGUCACGGUUGUCUAGCUCGUUUUGUUAACAGUGCCAAUUACGCUUCUUUAUGCGCUAUGGAAAACUGGCUGGGGUGUGAACGACUGCUUUACAGCAUCAGGAUGGACUCCGGAAGGUCGGAGGGCAAGAGGCAGACCAAAAAGUACUUGGAGAAGAACAGUCGAGAAAGAGCGAAACAAAGCGAAGUGGAAGAGCUGGGCGGUAGUCAAAGCGGUUGCACGAGACAGAAAGUGUUGGUCAGAGAGCAGCAUGGAGGCCUUAUGCGCCAACGGGCGCGAUGA
Porites evermanni is the source of this 1011-nucleotide messenger RNA. NCBI's taxonomy places the organism in Eukaryota, Metazoa, Cnidaria, Anthozoa, Scleractinia, Poritidae. The record is from the annotation of a GenBank genome assembly.